This is a messenger RNA of Planococcus citri (citrus mealybug), 671 nucleotides long. RefSeq lists its product as uncharacterized. The transcript has 6 exons. Lineage: Eukaryota; Metazoa; Arthropoda; Insecta; Hemiptera; Pseudococcidae. The record is from RefSeq and is a predicted model, not a curated record. The coding region runs from base 154 to 615 and encodes 153 amino acids.
UUCAAUUCUAUUUAUUACAGUUACAAAACGGUGCCUUUUGGAGUCUGCAAGUCGCGACAUGAUUAUUACGCAGAUUUAGCUUGGACGAGAUACAUUUUUAUAUUACGUUCUAGUGUGUUAGCUCGCCGCGUUUCGUAUUCGACAUCAGCAAAAAUGACGACAGUGCCGAGACUGCAAGAGUUUGUAUGUGGGUUGAAUUUGAAAACUGGAGCAUAUAUAAUUUUUACUGCCUCCUUGGCCAUAACGUUCUUUGGCUUAGUAAUCGUAACUGCAAUCAGGGUUGAAGAAAACACCAAAGAUAAUGAUUUAGAUAUACAAUAUAUUAUUAACAUGGUUGUAUCCAUUUUGAUGUUCCUGGUUACACCUAUGGGUCUUUAUGGAACAUACCGAACGAGAGCUGUAUUUUUAAUACCUUAUCUAGUCGUAGAAGGCGUUGGUCUGAUUGUCUUAGUGGGUAAUUUUUUCAUUGAAGCUACAAAAUUAUUCGGACACGAAUCCGGAAGUUUGGUUUUCGUCAUAUUUCUGGUGUUAUCCAUUGCUACGGUUUCAUAUUCGUUUUUGGUGAUUUUCAGCUACUAUACCAUGUUAAAACAACAAAGAGAAGAAAUUCAAUAAUCUACUUUUAUAAUACGAAACCAAAUUAUAAUAAAUAUUUGUUUUGUUUGCAUGGA